Pipra filicauda (Wire-tailed manakin) is the source of this 2677-nucleotide messenger RNA. It is a transcript of the gene LDLRAD4, whose product is annotated as low density lipoprotein receptor class A domain containing 4. The coding region runs from base 622 to 1554 and encodes 310 amino acids. Gene Ontology annotation, biological process: negative regulation of transforming growth factor beta receptor signaling pathway. NCBI's taxonomy places the organism in Eukaryota, Metazoa, Chordata, Aves, Passeriformes, Pipridae. Gene Ontology annotation, cellular component: Golgi membrane; early endosome membrane. The transcript is spliced from 7 exons. Gene Ontology annotation, molecular function: R-SMAD binding. The record is from RefSeq and is a predicted model, not a curated record.
UUCUGAAGGCAAAACAGAGGACUAAGUUCCCUCUUGGACUUCAGUACUGCUCCUCAUCUUUGUCUCUAAAUAUCACACUCCAUAUUCACAACUAGAAGGAAAAGGAAGAAUUUCCUGACUGUCUGGAUUUCAAGGAUGUCAUUAUGUUGUAUUGGAUGAAUUUAAACUAGACAAGACUUCUUUUUGAAACACUUCAAGAAAGUGAGUGUGCCUGAGGGGAGAGGAGCACAAGAGAGGAGAGACAAUUGAACAUCACCAUUGGCCGAGACCUGAAAAAAUGUUGCUGGAUGAACACAGGAUAAGAACUUAAUUGUAAAAGAGAAAGAAAGUCUUGAGAGGCAAUUUGCUUCAUUUUCACAUUCAUCAUGGCACAGAUCCUCUGGCUGGCUGGUUGAUGGAACUGUCCAACGCUUCCUAUUUAGGUUCAGUGCAGAUCCCUUCUGUGUACAGAUCGAAAGACCUGGGAUCAGGUGGUAACUGGAUGGUGCCAAAUAUGGAAAUGGAAAGAGAAAUGGACUCUGACGAGCUAAGAUGGAAGUGACUUGACAGCAACAAGCUCAGCAGUUGUCUCCAGUAAGGACAGGUUGAGACGGGAAUCUCAAGCUUCGCUGGGAGAGCAGUAUGCAGGAAGCUGGUUUUCAGGCCACAAAUGCUUUCACAGAGUGCAAAUUCACCUGCGCCAGUGGUAAAUGCUUGUAUCUUGGUUCAUUGAUUUGUAACCAACAGAAUGACUGUGGGGAUAACAGUGAUGAAGAGAACUGCCUGCUUGUAACAGAGCAUCCACCUCCAGGCAUCUUUAGCUCUGAACUGGAGUUUGUUCAAAUCAUCAUUAUAAUCGUGGUUAUAACUGUUAUGGUGGUAGUGAUCAUCUGCUUGUUGAACCAUUACAAACUCUCGACACGCUCUUUUAUCAACCGACAGAGCCAAAGCAGAAGACAGGAAGAAACUUUGCAGACGGAAGGGUGCUUGUGGCCUUCAGAAAGCUCAGUUUCGCGCCAGGGUGCUUCAGAGAUCAUGUAUGCUCCAAGGUCCAGGGACAGGUUUACCACCCCAUCUUUUAUGCAGCGGGACCGUUUCAGUCGCUUCCAGCCCACUUACCCUUACAUGCAGCAUGAGAUUGACCUCCCUCCAACCAUCUCCCUCUCUGACGGGGAAGAGCCUCCGCCGUACCAAGGUCCAUGCACCCUGCAGCUCCGGGACCCAGAACAGCAGAUGGAGCUCAACCGGGAAUCCGUCAGGGCACCACCCAACCGAACCAUUUUUGAUAGCGAUUUGAUAGACAUCUCGAUGUACAAUGGGGGCCCCUGCCCACCAAGCAGCAAUUCGGGCAUAAGUGCAACCAACUAUAGCAGUAAUGGAAGGAUGGAAGGACCACCCCCGACGUACAGCGAGGUCAUGGGGCAUUACCCAGGCUCCUCUUUUUUCCAUCACCAGCACAGCAACGUGCCUCCUUCCUCGCAGAGGGGGAGCAGACUUCAGUUUCAGCAGAACAAUUCAGAGAGCACAAUAGUCCCCAGCAAAGGCCAAGACCGGAAAGCAGGAAACCUGGUCUAAAGUUACUCGCCCAGGUGCAUUUGAACUGAAGACAGGAGAUCCCAGCAGGGUGGUGGAGGAAGACUCCCAUGUUCCGGUGCACAAUGUUGUUACGUUUCACGUGGUACAACUUAGUAAAACCAAACGUGCAAACCAGUUCUUUGUUUCUGAUUCCUUUCAGGGGAAUUGCAUGCAAAGCAGAUUGAAAGAAAUACAAACUUCCAUUCAGUUUGUCUAUGAGCAGUGUUUCAGGGGAGGGGGGGAUAUAUUAUUUUUUUUUUAAUAAACUAUUUCAAUUAUUUAAUUCUAAAAGUUAACUUAGCACAGAAAUGAAGGCUUGUACAGCCUGUUUUAUACUCACUGAAUGGUGGAAGGAAGACGGUGGUUUUGCUAGAUAAAUGGGGGAAGAAUUGGCCAGUUUGCUUUUUUUUUUUUUCUCCCAGGGUGUGGAUUUUUUUAAUAUGAAACAAAAUUCCUGUUCUGUGUGCCAAGGUAUAAAGUUGAGAACUUAGAUGAAUGCAAGGAAUUAAUUUGUGUUGUGAUAAAUGUGUUUUAAAAGGUUGCACUAUCUUAAUGUUUUAAAAAAAUAUAUUAUGAGGGAACUGUUUUAUGUGAAGUUAUUCUAUAUGUUGUCUUUUCACCUGUGGAAUAAUGAUAGAGCUCCAGAAGUAAUCUGGAGGAGUUUCCCCCCCUAUCCCUGGGUUUGCUAGAAAAUGGGGACAGGACUUAGCCUAACAUCUCUUGACUUUUACAAAUCAAGAAAUACAGGGACAGUUGUCUUUGCAAUAAUUUGCAUUCAAAUAACAGUGCAUCAGUGAAGUGUCUUGGAAACUUUUGGAUGGAAGAAGGCAAAUAUGAAAUCCCAGCAUUUUCCAUCACUUAGGGUUUAGCUAUUUUGCAGUGUAGACUAUUUGUUUUGUAAAUGGCAAAACAAAAAAUCCCAGAUGUGGUAAUUUGUAUUGAUUCUAACUAAGUGCUGCCAUUCUAUUCCUUUUCAUAAUGCAGUAUAGCCAGUACUUAACUGUUUUAGAGAUUUUUGUCCUCACUGUAGCCUGAAAUGUAUUUAGUUACAUAUCAUGACAUUAUGCAAUAAAUUGUUUGAAAAUGCAGGGUGGGUUUUUUUUCCCCUGCAACGCUGUUAAAA